Molecule: messenger RNA, 3091 nt
Organism: Clupea harengus (Atlantic herring)
Lineage: Eukaryota; Metazoa; Chordata; Actinopteri; Clupeiformes; Clupeidae
Product: potassium channel subfamily K member 1-like
Biological process (GO): potassium ion transmembrane transport; stabilization of membrane potential
Cellular component (GO): plasma membrane
Molecular function (GO): potassium ion leak channel activity; outward rectifier potassium channel activity
Source: RefSeq, a predicted model, not a curated record
AAGAAAAAGGUGUUAGAAAGUUGAUUAUUAAAAUAGAUCUAUUUCCGUGUAAUGAAAAGAAGUGGAAGCCACUUUCUGGCCACUGAAAAUGUGCUAACAUAUUACAUGAACAAGCGUACCCAAAAUGUCGAUAUUGUAACUGAGUAAAUAUUAAUGGCAGAUUUUACUACCAAUAUUAGUUCGAUAUUUGUCCCUUUAAACCACUAUCAGUCCCUCCAGCCUCUUGCAAUGGUUUGUUUUGAAUGUUGUAGAAGGACUGAGAAAUGUGCACACUCCCUGCUCACCUAUGGUGACCUAGCAUUCUUCGUAUUGGCUAUUGUAUUGGUAGUCACGCACCUUACAAAACCUGUUUGACCAGAGAGAUUGUCACUGAUAGUUUCCAAGGCAGGUGUAUACGUCGGUGGGUGGGGCAUCGAAGACUUUUUUAAUCGAGCCCAUUGUCCUUUAGACGGAACUUUAGACGGAAAGAUGAUUUAAGGCUCGUGUUCUCGUUCUGAAUCAUUCGCUACGUAAAAUCGUCCUAGUGGUCUACAACGAGUAAGCUUUCGAAAGGUGUGCCUGUCGCCGUCAUAACUUACAUAGCACCGCCACCAUCCCUGUCAGAGACGACGUCACUGUCCUCAUCAUUAUGUUUCAAAGAAGGACACAGAAGAGCAGGAAACCGAGCUGUUGAAAAGUUUCAUUUUCAGAGCUUCUGAUCUCCAGUAUUUAUUUGGUCGCCACACGUCUGUCGACAGACAAAUACUUAAUUUACCCUGAAAUAGCCUACCGGUCGCCACAAAACGACAUGCUUCAGUGUCACACCGGGAGCUCAUGUAUGAGACAAGGUAAUAAGGCAACGUGGUAUUUUCUGUGCCUUGUAGUGAGCUAUGUAUUAUACCUGAUAUUCGGAGCUUUGAUAUUCUCUUCUGUGGAAUUACCUUACGAGGACGACCUGAAACAGGAUCUUCGAACAAUCAAAGAUACAUUUCUUCAGGAAAAUCCUUGCAUAUCUGAUGCUCGGCUAGAGGAGUUUCUUUCGAGAGUACUUGAGGCGAACAAUUACGGAGUGUCCGUGCUGAAUAACGCAUCCGCAAACAGGAACUGGGAUUUUACCUCUGCGCUAUUUUUCGCAAGCACCGUUGUCUCCACCACAGGCUAUGGGCACUCUGUGCCACUCUCGGAUGGGGGCAAAGCCUUCUGCAUCAUCUACUCCGUGGUUGGGAUCCCCUUCACCCUCCUCUUCCUCACAGCAGUGGUGCAGAGGAUCAUGGUGUUCGUCACGCGGCGGCCUGUGGCCUACCUGCACAGACGGCUGGGCCUGUCUAAGUCCCUAGUGGCUGGAACCCACGCCGCCCUGCUGGCCCUUCUCACCGCCUCGUGCUUCUUCCUCAUUCCUGCCAUAGUCUUCUCAGCCCUCGAGGAGGACUGGAACUUCCUGGAGUCCUUUUACUUCUGCUUCAUCUCGCUCAGCACCAUUGGCCUGGGGGACUACGUCCCAGGGGAGGGGUACAACCAGCGCUUCCGGGAGCUCUACAAGCUGGGCAUCACAGCUUACCUGCUCCUGGGCCUGGUCGCAAUGCUGGUAGUCCUGGAGACAUUCUGUGAGCUGCAGUCUAUGAAAAACUUGAGGAAGAUGUUCUACCUGAAGAAGGAGAAGCCAGAGGACCAGCUGAACAUUGUGGACCACGACCACCUGUCCUUCACCACCGUGUGUGAGCAGACCACCCCUGUGGCAGAAGAGAAGGGAGAUCUCGUACUAGAUGGGUCCUCUAUAGACCAACUUAAUGCCAGUGACAACAUUGUGAUGAGAUGAGAAUGGUUCCCCUUGUUUUCAUCGGCCCACUAGUCACUAGAGAGGAUUAGACUUGAAAUGAGUUUUUUCUUUUUAAACCUACUGUCUAUUUCUGAAGCUGUAUAGGCUGUCUUGAUGGUAUAUCAGGGGCUUUACUUGUUUAGGUAGUGCUUGUGAUUGGUGAACAGUAUUUUAAUUUUUUUAUAAAUAAUCGUUAGCCUAGUGUAUUUUUAUUUAAAUGUUACCGUUGUGCCAUGCCACUACUACAUACUGUAGAUCUGAAUUAGUGCACAAUAAUGCAUGGCUGGUGUUGGGAGGUUUGUAGUGUAAAACUGUCAAAUCAUUUGUUACAGUGUAACAGGUAUGGGCUGGUCCCUGAUGAAGUAGUAUAGAAUAACGUCUUGCCAUAAACUGUAAAUGUUGCCAGUCAACUGUUCAGUGUCUUAAGGGUGGAAAGCAACUGCUUUGCGAACACUGAACAAGUGUACUUAUUGCUAAUAGCAUGGCAUCUACUUGAAACAUGAUUAUGAGGUACUGUUAACAAAACAUGCUUCUCUUAAGAGAAUUUCUUUCUCAAAAACAUGAUGGCAUUCUUGAAGUGGUUACCAGAUACACCCCCCCCCCCCCCCCCAAAUGAGACAUCUCUAUUGUAACAAUACUCAGCUGUUCACUCAAAUGUCCAGGAGGGGGUAGUGUUCAUGCUCUGCCAGUAUAGUGAUGCCAUGACAUAACCCAAUGUACAGCACAUUUAAAAGCAUUAGUCAUGCUGUAGCAUGAUGGGACUCAGUCAAUAACAUUCCAUAAUGGGACAUGUCUAGGGACCUACUGAACUGUGUAAGUACUGCAGCAACAGUGAAAGUCAUUUUUGUAAUACAAGGUGCUUUAUAUUCUGAAAUUCUCUGAAUCGUGUCCUUAGUAUACAGCACCUUAAUUUACUUUCUGCACGUAACAUUCUCAGUCUGAAAUCAGAUAUAAUACAUUGACUCAGUGGCAGUUUUCCAGUCACAUUUUAUUUCCCCUCAUGCCAGCUCUAUGACUUGCAUUUUCACGUCAAGGAUCUCAUUCUUUACACUGAAGGGAUAUACGGACAUAUAUUAUUUUAUGUUUAUUCAUUUAAUGUAUACAUAUUUGACAAAUGGUGAGUAUCUCCUGAGGGGGGAAGUACAUUUUAUUUUCCUUAUUUUCUUUACAGAGUAUUCCAGACAUUUGCUUCAGUAAAUUUACGCAACAACAACAAAAAUGUGUCGCUUUAACUCAUGCUGGGGACAUUAGCUCAGAAAAUCACUUUACAAAAUAAUAAACUCAAUAUUUGGUGCA